Molecule: messenger RNA, 876 nt
Organism: Colletes gigas
Lineage: Eukaryota; Metazoa; Arthropoda; Insecta; Hymenoptera; Colletidae
Product: cyclin N-terminal domain-containing protein 1-like
Exons: 5
Coding region: 1-876 (291 amino acids)
Biological process (GO): reciprocal meiotic recombination
Cellular component (GO): site of double-strand break
Source: RefSeq, a predicted model, not a curated record
AUGGAUUUGGAUACUGCUUAUAUUGAACCUCUACUUGAAGACUGGUUGGAAGGUCUUCAAACAGUUAUUAAAGAACAAGAAAAUCUUGUUGAAACUAAUGAUGAAUUUUACAUGCCAUUUUUAGCUAUACCAGUUCCAGUUGUUAAUGCAAUUUUUAAAAUAACAAAACACCUAGAUUUAGGACCAGAGACUAGAUACAUUGCCAUUCAUUUGUAUGAUAAAUUUAUGUGCAAUUAUUUUUGGAAAGUGUACAAAUCCGAAGCUGGUGAACAGACAGAAAAAUCUUGGUCUAAAAUUUGUAAGAAGUUAUCCAGUCGAUCAAAAUUGUAUCUCAUGUCGUGUUUACAAUUAGCUAGUAAAAUGGACUCGCACUCCAAAAGCAUAGGAAUAUCACAAGUACUUAACAUUUUACAGUGGAUCGACAAAAACUCUGAGUAUACAAAAAAUAUAAUUUUUGCAUCAGAGUUUAAAGUAUUUAAAAUGGUAGGAUUUAGAAUGCCAUUUUAUACUCCAUUAAAUUGUGUAGAGGUGCUUUUAGCUGUAACAGGUCUUAUAAACACACCAAACAUGAAAGGUCUAACUAUAACUUUGUUGGAUUUAGUUUAUUUGCAGUGGGAGAAACUGUACUCUCAUUUACAAUGCUUAAUACAAGGACAUAUUGCAAAGACUGAUCAAGAAAAGAGAAACCUUAUGACUUUGGAAACGAAUGUAUUAUUUCUAGGAGCUUCGGUAGUUCUUUGUGGAACAUUUUUCUUAUGCAUAGAUGGUGAAACAGCAAAAAUUAUUGCCUUAAAAUUAUCUGAAUUAAUAGAUAUAAAAAGAGAUGAUAUCUGGAAUAUGGCCAAUAUACUUCUUGUAAUAGCUCUUCAAGAAUAA